Molecule: messenger RNA, 3374 nt
Organism: Glossina fuscipes
Lineage: Eukaryota; Metazoa; Arthropoda; Insecta; Diptera; Glossinidae
Product: attacin-A-like
Exons: 2
Coding region: 1548-2111 (187 amino acids)
Biological process (GO): defense response to bacterium
Cellular component (GO): extracellular region
Source: RefSeq, a predicted model, not a curated record
CCAGGUUAUGUAAUAAUCUUAUUAUUUAAUGCAAAUAUUUUUCCUUCUCCUCUGCCUCCCAAGCAGAAGGUGUAGCAUCAAUCCAAAGUUUAAAUCAGACAAUUUUGGCGUUCCCUGCAGUUAAAUGCGGAACACAUUUGUAAGAUGUUCGUGCAAAAUAGUGAACGGAUUAUCGUUUGAUAUCCAUAAGAAGGGAGCUAUCUGUUACAACCUCAUUUCUCUAUUAUCGACAAUAACUUUCAGAAUUUCCUUAAUGUUUUCUAAUUCUCUCUUUGGAUUAUCCGCCGCGUUCAGGAUGAUUGGUGUUCGCACGACCUUUUUAAAAUCAGCAAGUCGCUCAAAAAUUGUCCUUUUCGACAAAGAAGGGCUGCCACGAUAUUUUCAAUCCAUUACUGAAUUUUAACUGAGUUUCAAAAUAAACUUUUCUCUCUUAACCUUUUCUGGUCUAUCAUUCUUUAUUCAUUCUUAAAUAACGUAGCGCGGCCAUUAAAACUAAUAAACGGUGCUUCCCCGUAAUCCCAUCUUAUCUUAUUGCGUGAGUAAUUACCGAUUGGUUUGUUAAUAAAAGCCAGCCAACCGUUGUUCUACUAACCACUACUGUGAAUCAUCAUCAUCAGAAGAAGAAUGCGAUGAGGACAAAGAAACAUCUAUUAUUGUACAUAUUCAUAAAUAAAUAACUUGUAAGUCCCCUUUGCAGACAGUGGGCUUUUCUAAGAAGAAAACCUAACGUAAGGAAUUUGUCGCUUCGAAUAAUUUGUGUUUAGAUCAAAAUAGUAAGGGAGUCGUAGCUUGAUUUGCUUUAUGUAGAGUAACUAACUGGCUUGAUAAGUAUUGAAAGUUUUUCACUAUCACAUCUAGAAGAACAAGCAUUGCAACUAACUCUAUUGAAUCCCCUUACGCCAAAGUGUAUUUGGAGUUUCGGUAUUUGCAAGUAUGAGUAGGUUGUGAACCAAUUUCUAGUAAGAAACUUUCAAGUUUUUCCUAUUAAUCUUGAAAAUCUUUGGUAAGUAGUAUGAAAUGAGAAAAUGGGUUUACAUUGUUAGUUUAGACCCGUUUAUUACUAGUCGAUACCAGGCUAGACUUUUUAUGCACAGGAGUGAAAGCAAAUGAACGAUAGAAAUCCUAUCAUAUAAGUAAUAUCGGAAAGUUGAACACUUCAAUAAAACUUCAGUAGCAACAUAGAAAGGGUCGAGAUCUAACGUUUUCGGGCAAUAGGUAGGUCUACGUACGAGUACAGGUAAUAUUUCCAAUCUUCCCCAUAAUCGCAAUACGUGAAAAGCUCUUUGUAUUUAUGGAUAUCGAAGAAUUGUCAUAAAGCAAACAAAAUUCUUUUAUGGAUUAUCGAAGUCUUUUUUUCCACUGUCAUUGCACACGCAAUCAGCGGCGUAAGAUUUUCGCACUUUUGGGUCAUAUAUAAAUACUGUCGACUGUAAAGCUUUCAGUUCAAUAUCGUGAAAGAAUUGUGUAGGCAAACGUCGGGAAAUAAGUUGAAAAAAAAUUUGUAACAAAUCUCUUAUAUAUAAUACCUAACAAGUAAAAAAAAAGAAAUGUUCGGUUCAGCGUCAUCCAAUUCUAACGGUGGUUUGGAUGUAAACUUAGGAUGUGGAAAAAGUGUCGGUGACGAUGCAAGCAAUGUUGGUGCCGGGAUAUUUGCAGCUGGGAAUACUCUUGGUGGUCCAGCAACCACCGGACUAUUUUUGGAAGCCAACACAAACAAUCAUGGAGUCUCGCUGAAACAUUCCAAUACGGAAAAACUCGGUUCCACUUUAACAACAAGUGCUCACGCCAAUCUUUUGAAGACGGACACUAUUCAUCUAAAUGCCAAUGCUUUCCAUAGUCGUACGCAUUUGGACAAUGGUUUCAAGUUUGAUCGUGUUGGCGGCGGUUUGACCUGUAGUCAUGGUAAUGGUCAUGGUGCUGCUUUGACUGGUUCUCAGAUACCACAACUUGGUAUGAAGACGUUAGAUAUAACAGGCAAAGCUAAUUUAUGGUCAUCACCAAAUCGUGCGACCACUUUGGAUGUAACGGGGGGAGUAUCAAAACAUUUUGGCGGGCCGUUUAAUGGUCAAACUGAUAAAAAAAUUGGCUUCGGUCUAAACACUAACUUUUAAACAUUUUAAAUAAUCUUUAUAAAGGUUACAUAAGGCUUGUGAAUAAAUAUUUAAGCUAAUGGAACCCUUUACGCAAGCGAAAUGCUUUCAACUCUGUUAAGAUCGCUCACUGAAUUCAGGGACAUUUUGCGCAAAUCUUCGCAAAUUGAUUAAUAAAGCGAUUACAAAGGGUGUUUUUCAUUCUUUGCGCAACAACAAAUUUGUUUUAUAUGUCAUCAAUUAUGACGAAACACAAAUAGUAACAAGAUUUUUUAAUUCCAUUGACAGCUUCAAGCUGUCACGAACGGUUAACUGGCUACGAUUACAUCAAGGUAUAACUGUAUAGUCGAGCACGGCCCACUCGCCCAGUAUCUUACAGCGUUUUUGGGGGAAACGGUCAUAAGAAUGGUACGAUCCGAAGAAAAAAGGGAACAAGACCUACAUGGAUAGAAUUAUUAGAGGCAAGCACGGGGCACACGAGCUUAAGUUAAUCAAUGAUAGGUUUAUUUAAACUGGUUCUGGUUGUCGCAUACAUCCACAUCAAGUGACGUAGAGUAUAAAAAAAUAAGGUAGUAGCUUUACACGACAAUGACCAUAAGUAAGAGGAGAUUCUUCAUUGUCCGGAAACUUUCAAAAGGUUUCGUAUGUGUCGUUCACGAACAAUUUCAAAAAUGGAAAGAGCACUUCAUAGCUGUAGUGCUUCAUUUUAUCGGAAGAGUAAAGUUUCCGACCAAGAAGCUUCAUCGAUUUUGAUUUUUUCAAACUUGUGAUCACUUAUGGAACUGCGUUUAAGAAACUUAGAUCUAACUCACCAUCUCACCACCAAAAUCGUCGCUAUCAAUGACAACUGAUACUAUUUCGCCGAUUAUUCAGUCGUAAUAAUAAAUAGCUGGAACAUGCGAAAGGGCAUUGCAGGUAAAUUUUUCAUCACGAUGGCACUUAAGCUGAUAUUGUCAAACUUUUGAAAGAAGCCUUAGCAACGCUGGUUUAGAAAUUUUGCGAGACCUUUCGCGAGAUGAAGUCCAAAAAUCACCUGAAUCGAUCCACAAAUGAAGUAUAAUUUCGAUCUAUUCCUUGUCAUAAGAACAACAGAGAAGGCGUGAAACAGACCGUUUGUUUUGGAAUCAAAGUGUUUACUUUUUUUCCUUAUUUUGAUCGAAGAACUAUCAGAGAUAUAAAAGCUUAAAAAUUAUUUUCCUUUUAUAUCACACAACAUCACGUUUACGUAUGCGAGAAGCUGUUCUUUACGCAGUAUGUAGCGUUCGCAUUAGUAAUUUACAUUUC